Messenger RNA from Drosophila biarmipes, 1188 nucleotides. RefSeq lists its product as uncharacterized. The transcript has 4 exons. Lineage: Eukaryota; Metazoa; Arthropoda; Insecta; Diptera; Drosophilidae. The coding region runs from base 237 to 605 and encodes 122 amino acids. The record is from RefSeq and is a predicted model, not a curated record.
CCCUUCUUGGCGUUCACAUCGACAGCGAAGCAGCCACAAGUAAGCCCAGCCACAGGAUCAGAUCAGAGGCUCCGCCGCUAAGCUCACAGUAUUUUGCAAGGACAGACGCAAAUAGCUCGCGAAAUCAUCAGAUCGUGAAAGUUCUGGCGCCGGAAUAUUCCAAUUUACCGACGCCAACUGAAUUACCAAUUCCCAAUCUCACCCAGUCUCCAAGUAUCGACCAGAAGCGCUUAAAAAUGAUGAAGUUCGUGCAGAUAUUAUUGUGCUACGGCCUGCUCCUGACCCUGCUCUUCGCCCUCAGCGAGGCUCGCCCCUCGGCAGGGGAAACAGGACCGGACACGGAUGGACUUGAUGGUCAGGAGGCCGAUGACGUGCGGGGCGCCUACGGAGGAGGCUACGAGAUGCCAGCCCAGGCCAUCUAUCCCAACAUUCCAAUGGACCGGCUGCAGAUGCUCUUUGCGCAGUACAGACCCACCAGUUACAGCGCCUAUUUGAGGAGUCCCACCUAUGGCAAUGUGAAUGAACUUUAUCGGCUGCCGGAGAGCAAACGUCAAGUUAGGUACCGGCAGUGCUACUUCAAUCCCAUCUCCUGCUUUAGGAAGUAAGUUUCAGCGGAGACGACGAUCUACCCACAACCCACAUUUCUUGGAUAAAUUAACAAUUCAAGCAUUUCAACAAACCAAAAAUAAGCCAAAAAGAACGUUUAGUAUAAUGGACUACCAACAAUUUAACGCAAAUAUUUAGUGCAAUUAAACUAAAGCUAAGACUCAAACAUAUAUGCAUAUAUACACAGAAAUAUAUCUAUUUAAAUGUCUAAAAGUAAAUGAAAAAAUGUUCCAUUGUAGUUACCAAAAAAAGAAAUGGUGCACCUAUUAAUUUGAAUAUUAGCACAAAAGUUACAAAUUAUGAUUCGUUUCUUGAUUUACGCUUUGCAUAUGGUGUGGUAAAAUAAAAUACAAUGCUUCCUAAAGCUAUUCGUCUAUUGAGUACACAUUCGAAAUAAAUAUGUGCUUUUGUAAAUUUAAGCGUCCCAGCUCUUGUAUAAUAAAAAGAUCAAAUGACAAACUGAAGAAUGUGAACUUGGAGUCAUUUAAUACCUACACAGAAUUAUAAAUGUAAAGUAAAUCCCUAAAACAAAGAUAUAAAUAUAUAUGUAUGAAAUAAAUGCGCCCAAAUGUUUAAUCAUAA